This is a messenger RNA of Acipenser ruthenus (sterlet), 5333 nucleotides long. Its product is annotated as protein phosphatase 1F-like. The coding region runs from base 509 to 1732 and encodes 407 amino acids. The transcript has 8 exons. Gene Ontology annotation, cellular component: cytosol. NCBI's taxonomy places the organism in Eukaryota, Metazoa, Chordata, Actinopteri, Acipenseriformes, Acipenseridae. Gene Ontology annotation, molecular function: cation binding; protein serine/threonine phosphatase activity. Gene Ontology annotation, biological process: protein dephosphorylation; negative regulation of protein kinase activity. The record is from RefSeq and is a predicted model, not a curated record.
CCUGUCACUUUGUGGUGUUGCAGAAUUGUUUACUUCCAGCAGAGGGCAGCAGAGAGUGCGCAUGCGUGCUUUUCCUGCGGUGGUCUGAUUGAAUAGCGCAUGUCAGUAAUACCACACACACACACACACACACCGUGCAAAGGGGUUCAGUGUGUCGAGAGGAAGGGGCUGCGAGGGCGUGAGAUCUAAAACGAAGGACUGGAUUGUGUGUCUUUAAUGUCCUCGGGUUCCCCGGCGCCUCAAACGAAGCCAGCGCAUUCCGCAGAGAAAGGCAUUUAGAAAAGGGGAACUCAUCUUCCUGCACGACAUGUUUUCAGUAAUAAGCUGUGCUGUCUGUAAGCUGUUCGGAGUCAACGCUAGACCAACCCCUAAGAGCUUUUGACUUUUUGACAGAAGCAGACAUCUGUAUGAAGUCGGGCCUGUAGUGGGAACUGUAAUUUUCAGACUCCCUGUUGAAGAACAGCAUGACGCAGCGGUGGCCGCAGUAAGGGUGAGUGAAAGUAGCGCCAUGGGAUCACAAGCAGAGGAAGCGCGGCGCUUCCUGGACUCGUUUAUCAAGGAGUUCCCGACCCCGCUGGGACCCGAGGACCCCCUGCCCCUGAGGCCCCUGAGCAGCGCUGUGAGCCGGGAGGAGGUGCAGGGGGAGAGCCUGGAGCUGGGGCUGAGGUUACUGCAGGACAGAAACGCUCCCCAGCUCCUCAGCGUGGCCCUGACCAGAGCUGCUGUGAGCGAGAUCCUGCAGUCCGACCUCUCCGCUUUUCACAAGAAGCAGGACUCGGAGGAGGAAGCUGUCUUGCUGGAGUCCGAUCCCCUGCAGCGGUUCUUCAUCAACAGGCUGCGGGAGCUGUGCUGUGCCUGGCUGGAGGAGCCGCCCCCCCAGCUGCCUGGAACGCGACGCUUCUUGCAGACCUCGGCCCAUGCCAUCAGAAACACGCGGAGGAAGAUGGAGGACCGGCACGUCGCCAUUGCAGAGUUCAACCAGCUCUGUGGAUUAGAGGACCAGACGGAGCGAGGGUACUUCGCUGUGUUUGACGGUCACGGAGGCGUGGACGCAGCGGUGUACGCAGCAACGCACCUCCACAUCAACCUUGCCCAGCAGGGGGAGCUCCUGAGCAGCCCCGGAGAGGCCCUGAAGAAAUCCUUCAGGCAGACGGACGACAUGUUUCUGCAGAAAGCAAAGAGAGAGCGGCUGCGCAGUGGCAGUACAGGAGUGGCCGCUCUGCUCUGCGGGGACUGGCUGCACGUCGCCUGGCUCGGAGACUCGCAGGUCAUGCUGGUGAGACAGGGGCAGGUCGUUUCCCUGAUGGAGCCCCACAAGCCAGAGCGUGAGGACGAGAAGGAGCGGAUUGAGGCUCUGGGGGGCUGCGUCGCAUUCAUGGGGUGCUGGAGAGUGAACGGCACCAUCGCGGUCUCGAGAGCAAUCGGAGACAUUGACCAGAAGCCCUACAUCUCGGGCGAUGCCGACGGCGCCUCCUUCCAGCUCCACGGCUCCGAGGAUUACCUGCUCCUGGCCUGCGACGGCUUCUUCGACACCGUGAGGCCCCUGGAGGCAGUGGGGACGGUUCUGGAGCACCUGCGGGAGAGCCGGGGGGAGGGCAGCGGGGUGGCAGAGAGGCUCGUCUCCCAGGCCAAGAGCAACGGCUCCAGCGACAACAUCACAGUCCUGGUGGUGUUUUUGAAGGAGCCCGGGACGCUGCUGAGCGAGGCAGGAGAGAGCCCAGCCCCUUCGUAGGCUGUACCCCCACCGCCCCUCUCAAUGAGACCCUGAAACUGAGGCUGCUGGCCAGGGAUCUCCAGUCACAGGGACCUGUUUGUUUCAGGGGGGUUUCUCAGAUUUUGCGUAACUGACGUCAGAACAGAAAUUAGCACUCACCCACUAUUUAUUUUACCCGUGGCAUUGCACAAGACGUAGUGCUUUACAAGGACUGCUCCCUUGUUACAGAUUUCUAAAGAAUGCAUAUUGCAGUGCUCAGGGUCUGGAUGUGUUGUGUGUGUUUUACAAGGAUUUUUUUUUUUUUUUUUUUAAAAGCUUUCUUUGAGACAUUAUGAUUUUAAAGAGUUCUGUCGCUGUCUGUUACUUAUUAACUACUAACAGUUACAGUCUCAAAAGCUUUGAGUGCACAGGAACGUUUCAUAUGAGAAAAGUGGUACAGUAGGACAAGCUGUGAGCUAGACUAGCUUCAGGCUACACUGAUAUAGAUUGGCUUCAGGCUGUAGAGACAGUAAAUACAAUUCCAAACCGCUAACAGUAUUCGGAAACAGACUUCUCUCUUUCCAGCUUCCACAGUCUCAGGGAGGGAUGGGCAUCAAUAAACAGUGUUAUGUAAGAUGGAUAAGCUUGCCUGAAGGGAACCCAGUGCAGUACUGACACUUGGUUAGACCUCUGGAUUCUACAAGACCUAUUGCUGCGCUUCCAUUAACUUGUGGCUCUCUGCACCUGAACCCAAAGACACAGACUUUGCUGUGAGCGGCUCGCAGGUUUUGCGGUUUCAGGUGUAGGAGUGAACACAGAAUUGAAAGCUCUUUUAUGAUUUGCAAUAAGAAUCAUAAAUUUAAAAAGGUAGGUAGUGGUUAAUUCUUUCUGGAAGUCGGGAACGAGAUUUGAGAAUCAAAGCAGAGAGGCUCUAGGAAAAUCCUGGCUGCUGGCGGAAUAAUUAAUAACUCGUUGUAACUUGAUCACUGCCCUCUUACUGCAGUUUCAUUCUUGAAAUUGUUCGCCUCGGGUUUUGGUCCUGAAUUCCAGCAGUAUCGACAUUCGAGAGGUGAAUUAUCUGAUUCGAAUGAUGCUUUUAGCUCUUCAUUGCAAAGAGUUAGCUGUUCAGAGCGGUGGGGUUCAGCUCCACCCUUGUUUGGAUUAUCAUAUAUAUAUAUAUAUAUAUAUAUAUACAGUGCCUUGCGAAAGUAUUCGGCCCCCUUGAACUUUGCGACCUUUUGCCACAUUUCAGGCUUCAAACAUAAAGAUAUGAAACUGUAAUUUUUUGUGAAGAAUCAACAACAAGUGGGACACAAUCAUGAAGUGGAACGAAAUUUAUUGGAUAUUUCAAACUUUUUUAACAAAUAAAAAACUGAAAAAUUGGGCGUGCAAAAUUAUUCAGCCCCUUUACUUUCAGUGCAGCAAACUCUCUCCAGAAGUUCAGUGAGGAUCUCUGAAUGAUCCAAUGUUGACCUAAAUGACUAAUGAUGAUAAGUAGAAUCCACCUGUGUGUAAUCAAGUCUCCGUAUAAAUGCACCUGCACUGUGAUAGUCUCAGAGGUCCGUUUAAAGCGCAGAGAGCAUCAUGAAGAACAAGGAACACACCAGGCAGGUCCGAGAUACUGUUGUGGAGAAGUUUAAAGCCGGAUUUGGAUACAGAAAGAUUUCCCAAGCUUUAAACAUCCCAAGGAGCACUGUGCAAGCGAUAAUAUUGAAAUGGAAGGAGUAUCAGACCACUGCAAAUCUACCAAGACCUGGCCGUCCCUCUAAACUUUCAGCUCAUACAAGGAGAAGACUGAUCAGAGAUGCAGCCAAGAGGCCCAUGAUCACUCUGGAUGAACUGCAGAGAUCUACAGCUGAGGUGGGAGACUCUGUCCAUAGGACAACAAUUAGUCGUAUACUGCACAAAUCUGGCCUUUAUGGAAGAGUGGCAAGAAGAAAGCCAUUUCUUAAAGAUAUCCAUAAAAAGUGUCGUUUACAGUUUGCCACAAGCCACCUGGGAGACACACCAAACAUGUGGAAGAAGGUGCUCUGGUCAGAUGAAACCAAAAUCGAACUUUUUGGCAACAAUGCAAAACGUUAUGUUUGGCGUAAAAGCAACACAGCUCAUCACCCUGAACACACCAUCCCCACUGUCAAACAUGGUGGUGGCAGCAUCAUGGUUUGGGCCUGCUUUUCUUCAGCAGGGACAGGGAAGAUGGUUAAAAUUGAUGGGAAGAUGGAUGGAGCCAAAUACAGGACCAUUCUGGAAGAAAACCUGAUGGAGUCUGCAAAAGACCUGAGACUGGGACGGAGAUUUGUCUUCCAACAAGACAAUGAUCCAAAACAUAAAGCAAAAUCUACAAUGGAAUGGUUCACAAAUAAACAUAUCCAGGUGUUAGAAUGGCCAAGUCAAAGUCCAGACCUGAAUCCAAUCGAGAAUCUGUGGAAAGAACUGAAAAUUGCUGUUCACAAAUGCUCUCCAUCCAACCUCACUGAGCUCGAGCUGUUUUGCAAGGAGGAAUGGGCAAAAAUUUCAGUCUCUCGAUGUGCAAAACUGAUAGAGACAUACCCCAAGCGACUUACAGCUGUAAUCGCAGCAAAAGGUGGCGCUACAAAGUAUUAACUUAAGGGGGCUGAAUAAUUUUGCACGCCCAAUUUUUCAGUUUUUUAUUUGUUAAAAAAGUUUGAAAUAUCCAAUAAAUUUCGUUCCACUUCAUGAUUGUGUCCCACUUGUUGUUGAUUCUUCACAAAAAAUUACAGUUUCAUAUCUUUAUGUUUGAAGCCUGAAAUGUGGCAAAAGGUCGCAAAGUUCAAGGGGGCCGAAUACUUUCGCAAGGCACUGUAUAUAAUGUAUGUGUGUAAUUCUUUAUAAUAAUGCUUGCUUAACCUUUUUACAUGAUAUGUUUUUUUUAUUAUUAUAUAUUGCCUUCUAUCAAAAAUGCAACAAAAUGUGUUUUAUCAAGCCUAUAUCAGUAACAUACUUUUUAUUUUUUAUAUCUAUAUUUAAAGGGUAGUAUAUAAUUUAAUUUUAUUUUAACCUAUCUACCUAUGUAUCUCUAUCUAUCUAUGUAUCUAUGUAUAUAUACAGUAUAUACACACACAUCUAUAUAUAACAUUGUCAAGUAUCGACUGAUUUGUGUUACAAUCCAUUUAAAUAGAGGUUUCCUUUCAGUGCCUUAAACAUAAAGUAAUUGUGUUCAUGUUACAUGUGUUCUGUGUAUUCAGUACGUACUGCUUGUGUCGGGUAAGACUCUAGUGCACAAUGGAAACUAGAAUGAUGAACUGGUUCUGUGUUUAAAUGUUUUUAAUUGUAUUGAAGUAUAUUUUGUAACAUUGUAUUUAUACACCCUUUAGUAUUAGUUAUCAAUGUAAAGACGUGGUUUGGCAGAGUACUGUUUGUAGGAUGCAGUCCUCUCCCUAGAGACAAACGUGAUAAUAUCACAUGUCUGAUUCUGACAUGCUUGGAUUAACUUUUAAAAUGUUUUUAUUUUGUACUUCCAGUUUAGUAUCUGAAAGAUACAGGAAACGUUUUAACAUUUUUACAUUUCUAACUAAAAAAAAAAAACUAAACAAAAAACUGCCAAGUUGCAGCAGCCUGCCUUGCCUAUACCAGUGAAAGUGUUGCUUGUGAAUGCUCUAUUAAAGGGUUCUUUACACAG